Molecule: messenger RNA, 1566 nt
Organism: Trematosphaeria pertusa
Lineage: Eukaryota; Fungi; Ascomycota; Dothideomycetes; Pleosporales; Trematosphaeriaceae
Product: MFS general substrate transporter
Exons: 7
Coding region: 1-1530 (509 amino acids)
Biological process (GO): transmembrane transport
Cellular component (GO): membrane
Molecular function (GO): transmembrane transporter activity
Source: RefSeq, a predicted model, not a curated record
AUGGUGUCCGCGCUCGAGAAAGAGCGCUACGGCGAUAAUAGCAGCAAUGAUGAGAAGAUCGCGGAUGAGGGACAGGAGCGCGAGUAUGCGCCUGUGCUGGAAGGCGUCCCGGAUCCUGAUGCGGGUUUGAGUGAGGAGGAGAGGGCUGCUCACGACCGCAAGCUGCUCUGGAAACUCGACCUCAAACUCAUCCCAUGGCUCUCGUUCUUGUAUCUGAUUUCCUUCUUGGAUCGGACGAAUAUUGGAAAUGCAAAGAUCGAUGGCCUACAACAAGAUCUCGGCAUGACCAAUGGCCAAUACAACGCCACACUCACCAUCUUCUUCAUUUCCUACUCACUCUUCGAGCCCUUGACCAACGUCCUGCUCAAGAAGCUGCGUCCAAGUGUCUUCCUCCCAAUCAUCAUGUUGUGGUGGGGAAUCUGCAUGACUACCAUGGGACUCGUGCAUAACUUCUCAGGACUCAUGUGCGCUCGAUGGUGGCUCGGUGUCGCAGAAGCCGGUCUCUUCCCCGGCGUCAACUACUAUCUCUCUUGCUGGUAUAAACGUUCCGAGUUCGGCAUCCGCGCUGCAAUCUUCUUCUCUGCUGCCGCGCUCGCCGGCUCCUUCGGUGGCCUACUUGCUGCUGCAAUCGCGCAGAUGGAUGGUAUCGGCGGAAAGCCUGGUUGGGCAUGGAUCUUCAUCCUCGAGGGCCUCGCUACAAUUCUCGUAGGCAUUGUCUCUUACUGGAUGGUGCACGACUUCCCCGAUGAGGCUAGAUUCCUCACCCCCGACGACCGCGCCCGCGUAAUCCGCCGCCUGAAAGCCGACAAGCAAUCCUCCGCCGAGCACGAAUCCUUCAAAAUGACAUAUUUCUGGAACUCAGUCUUCGACUGGAAGACCUGGGUCUUCGCCGUCAUCUACAUGGGCUGCGACGGCUCGCUCUACGCCUUCUCCCUCUUCCUCCCCACCAUCAUCAACCAGCUCGGCUAUGCUUCUACGACCGCGAACUUGCUCAGCGUGCCGCCGUAUGCCGCUGCCGCUAUCGCCACGGUGCUGAUCGGCUGGCUUGCGGACCGCACGCGGCAACGAGGCCUGUGUAACAUUGUGAUCUCGCUGUCGGGCAUCGUGGGAUUCGCAAUGCUGCUCGGUUCCGGCAAGCCUGGCGUGCAGUACGCAGGAACCUUCCUCGGCGCCAUCGGCAUAUAUCCCUGCAUCGCCAACACCAUCUCCUGGGCGAGCAACAACGUCGAGGGCGUGUACAAGCGCGGCGUAACGCUCGGCUUCGUGAUCGGCUGGGGGAACCUCAACGGCGUCGUUUCGUCGAACAUCUAUCGCGGCCAGGAUAAACCGCGGUUCCUGCUCGGGCACGGCGUCGUGCUGGCGUAUCUUGUACUGUUUUUGUUUGGCGGGAGCGUGAUGACGCGGUUUUUGUUGCAGUGGGAGAAUCGGAAGAGGAAGAGGGGUGAUCGUGAUGCUUGGAUUGAAGGGAAGAGUGAGCAGGAAAUUGAAAUGCUCGGGGAUAAGAGGCCAGAUUUUAUAUAUACGCUUUAAGUUCGGGGCAAGGCGGGAGGGAUAGCUUAGUUCAGU